This is a messenger RNA of Astrephomene gubernaculifera, 1914 nucleotides long. The record is from the annotation of a GenBank genome assembly. Lineage: Eukaryota; Viridiplantae; Chlorophyta; Chlorophyceae; Chlamydomonadales; Astrephomenaceae.
UGGCCCCUUAGUUCAACAGCCUUGACACCAAUGGAAGGGCUUAAUAGAAGACGUAUCAUGCUGAGGCUGUCUUCCCUACACACUUAAAAUUACAUUCACUGGAGCAUGACUGGGGCCCAAGCGCCCAACUGUCCUAAAAUGCGCUCAGUCAGUCCCCAGCCGCGAACUGUACUUCCGCAGCCACACAUUCCUUGCCAUUCAACGACAUCUGUUACGCCACGAUGUUGCUGCGGUAUGAGGAAAGGCCAACUUGGAGCUCAAGACGAUGGUGACAGCCAGGCGCUUGAAGAACGUUACAACGCCGUCUUUUCUGAGAAUCAGCUCCUCGGAAGCUUGCUGCAGAAUAUGCAGGCGAAGCUCUCACAGUCUCGGGCCGAGGUGCAACGCUUGACCAAAAGCCUUCAAGAGCGCGAAAGCUUACUAUCGGAGCUGCCAUCUCAGCAUAACAAAAUGCAAAUCCUGCAGCGUGACUGCGAGGCCCUGCAGCAAGCCAACAGUUCGCUGAUAGAGCAGCACGACAGCGCCCAAGCCCAGAAGGCGCAGCUGGAAGGUGUGGUGCUCGACCUGAACCUGCGCUUGCAGGAAAAAGAUGACGAAUCCAGGCAGCUGCAGGAGCGGUGUGGCAAGCUCAGCCGCGACCUCCAGCGGUUGCAAGCUAAGACGGUCACUGCAGAGCAAGUCAGCAACCAGCUAGAGCGCGUCGAAGCCAUGUACCGCAGUCGCGUGGAGGCCAUCAAGGAGGAGUGCCGAGAGAAGCUUGCCACGCAGGAAGCGGCUGCGCGUGCCAGGUUCACAGACGCGCAGGCAGCCGCAUCCCAGGCGCUCGCUCGAGUGAAGGCGGCAGCUGUGCGUGAGGUGCAGCGAACAGAGGCCCUGCUGGAAAGCAAGGCCCAGGACCAGCUGCGAGUGCUGGAGCAGCUCUCCAAGCGGUGUCAGGCGCUAGAAGCGAGGACUGUGGACAUGCGGCCCCUGGCAGCGGCCGCGGUUGAAGCGCGGCAACGUGCGGUGCAGCUUGAGCGGCGGCUGAGGGAGGCCGAGGAGGCUGCGGCGGAGUCCGCUAGGCGGCUGGCUGAGGCAACCUCUGCGGGGCACGGCUGCUGUGGCGGCUGCGGCUCCUGCUGCUGCUGCUGCUGCUGCUGCUGCUGCUGCAACGGCCGUUGGAACGCAGCGCUGGAGCUGGAUACAGCCCUCGACUUGCAACAAAGGCUUGCGGACCUGCGGAGUGAGCUUGCGGCGCAGGUGGAGACUGCGACGCAGCUCCACUUGGACACGGCAGCCGCCCAGCAGGCCCGGGUGCUGGCAGAAGAGCGAUUGGAAGCGGUGGAGGCCACAUGCCGGGCGUUACGGAGUGAGAACAUGGCAUUGCGGACGCAGCUGCUGGCCAACGUGGCAGCGCAAGCCCAGGCACAUCUAGAGUACGGGUGUAAUGCGGCGGACGACAUCGCUGCAAGCUGUGAACGUGAGGCGGCAGCUCAUUCUGCUGCUCUGAGCGCCGCACAGGCCGACGCGGCAGCACGUGAGCUGCUGGAAUCAGCUCGCCGGGAGCAGGUGGCAACCUCACGUGCCUUGCUGGGACAGCUGCGGCGCAUGCAGGCGCUAGAAGCGAUGCGGCUGAGCGACAUCCAGGAGCUCCAAAAGCUCGAGCGCCAGCUGCUGUCGCUGCGCAAGGAACUUAACCAGCCUGAGCAGUGAGCAAUGCGGGAGCGCUGCACGAAAGCGCGCACGACGAGCGUUCCGAAGCCGGUUUAGUUCUGUGAGGGAGAUCAGGACGCCUGGAGGCAUGCUAUCCUGGUUGCUGUGUCGAAGCGGGUUGACCUUGAGCAUGCUGCGAGAGUGCAGCUGUCGUGUACAGGUUCUGCGCAUGAAUAUGAUGAAAGAACGGAGCCCUGGUGCACGCGUCUAUGUAACUGCCUG